This is a messenger RNA of Paramecium primaurelia, 2408 nucleotides long. Lineage: Eukaryota; Ciliophora; Oligohymenophorea; Peniculida; Parameciidae. The record is from the annotation of a GenBank genome assembly.
AUGAAGAAAACUGAAUAAGAUCAUGACGAAUAUAAAAGACCACCAAACUUAUUGAAAGCCAAAAAACAUGGAAUUGCUAAAAGAUUUGCAGCUCCAAUGCCUUUUACUGAUUUUGAUAAAGGAAGUGUCUGUCCAUGUUGUGGAUAUCCAUACAAAAACUAAAUCCUUCCAAUAUGCGUUUCUAUAUCAGAAUUCAGUUUCAUAGGAUCAGGAAUAGUUCUGUACUUUGAUUUUGUGAUUUACUCACAAAUAAUUUUACUUAUCUACAUGUUAGUGUAAUAAAUUAUAUAGAUCAAUAGUAGGAGUGUAUACCUUUUAUGAUAAUAGUUAAGGAUUCAGAUGCUAGAUUGAGAAUAGAGAAACACAUUCUGGAUGUGAAGAAGAUAUCUACAAUAAGUUUUCAAGAUCUAAUGUAUAUAAGUAAUGAGCAUCUAAAUAAUUAAGAGAGUUAGAUGUGGUAGCUAGUUACUUAAAUUUUGCAACUUUGAUUAUGUUGAUGAUCUCUACUUUGAUCUAUCGUAGACAUAUUAAUAAAAUUUGUUUAGAAAUUGAUGAUGCAGAAAUAGAAGCAUCUGAUUAUUCUAUUAUGAUUUAUAAUGCUCCAAAAAAUUGUAAAAAAGAAGAUAUUAGAUCUUACUUUUUGUAAGAGGAAGGUAUGGAAGAAUUGGAAUUGAGAAAGAUUUGUAUGGCUUAUGAAGUGAAACCAUUUUUAUAAUUAAAAAUAGAAUUAGAGGAAUAAUAAUCAGAAUUAUCACAUGUUUUGGAUCUGGAAAGAUAAAAAAAGAAGUCUUCUAAAUCAAAAACAGAAAUUCUAUUGAAAAUUAAAGAAAUUCAUGAAAAAUUAGAUUAUGUUGAUAAAUAUAAGGAUGUUAUUUUCAGAUUUACAGGUGUUAUCUUUUUAUCAUUCAAUUAUGAAAAACACGCUGAUAUAGUUUGUGAUUAAUUUAAAUAGACUAAAUUCUAAUUAUUAUUAGAAUAACUUAAUAUAAAGAAAUAUUAAAAUAGAAAGUUUCUUGGAAAUUCAAUAAUAGUUAGAAAAGCACCUUUACCUGGUGAUAUAUUAUGGGAAAAUUUAGGUAUAGAAAUAAAAGAAUAAUAUAAAAGAAUAGUGACUACAAAUGUUGUAACAGCAGCUCUAUUAGCUAUAGGGUUAGCCAUGAUAUUUGGAUUAUCUUAUAUGUAAGAAUACAUAAAUGCAUAAGUGGAUUAUGAUCCUACUACAACUGCUGUAAUUAUCAAUUUUCUAGGUUUUUUAGCCUCACUAAUUAUUUCCUUUAUAAACAGUAUUUUAUCAUCUACAAUUAUCAAAUUAAUUAUAAGAGAAUAGCAUUCUACUAAAACUGAAUAUGAUAUAAGUAUAGCAAAGAAGAUAGGUUUGGCUGAGUUUAUUAAUGUAGCAAUAUUAACUCUUUUAGUUAAUAUAUUAAUUAAAGGUUAAAAUGAAACAACUCUAAAUACAAUGUAUCAAAAAGGAGGUUUGAAUUCAGAUGUGAUGUGGAUAUUUAUGACAGAUUCCUUUAUGCCUUGGUUCAUGUUUAUUGUUGAUUUUGAACAUCUAAAGAAAUUAUUUAUACGUAGACAGAUCAAAUAAUUGGGAUCAAAUUGUAAAUUAACACAAAAAUAAGCUAAUGAGUACAUUCAUCCUCUUAAACAAGAGCAUUUGAGGGUCCAAUGAUUAAUUUGGCAGAAAAGUAUCCAGCAAUAGCUAAGACUUUAUUGAUGGCUCUUUUCUAUGCUCCAUUGUUGCCAGCUUGUUCUUUUUUUGCACUUGUGAGUAUUAUGGGAAUUUAUUGGAUUGAAAAGAUUUUAUUAUUAAGACGAGAUUCAAAACCCUUACCUACAGGCAGUGAUAUGGCUUAAGCUAUGGUUGAAUUCUAUGUAGAUCUUUUGAUACUGAUUUACAGUGUAAUAAUUCAUUAUUAUAUAUUCAGCUAGGCAAUUGCAUAUGGGAAUAUACAAUAUUUAAGACUAUGCAUUGGUCAACAUGGAUUUCUUUCAUUAUUUGUUCCAUCUUUUAUUUGCUUCCAAAAGAAAGAGUCUUAGAAUUUAUUUUAAAGAUAGGAAUAGACAAUGCUACUGAAGAUUCAUAUGAUUCCAGAAGUCCUACCUUCUUGGAUGAUUAUGAUAGAAGAAAUCCAGUUACUGCAGAAGAAGCAAAAAAAAUUUGGAUAGAAAAUUAGUAAUAACAAAAUUCUGAUAUGCAUCAAAUUAAUCAAAUGUAUUAUUAAUAUAUAUAUUUUAGUAUGUCUGCAAAGUAACUUGACAUUUCUAUCUAUCGUUAUCAUUAUAAUAUAAUGCAAUAAUAAUCUAGAUAGUAGAUUUUGAUGACUAAUCAUAAGUCAUUUUCAAAGGUUCAUCCAGAAUUCAAAACAGAAAAUAAUUAUAAUAUGAAAAAGCUAUAAUAUUGA